Pneumocystis carinii B80 is the source of this 4118-nucleotide messenger RNA. RefSeq lists its product as hypothetical. Bases 47 to 4072 code for a protein of 1341 amino acids. Gene Ontology annotation, biological process: positive regulation of transcription by RNA polymerase II. The record is from RefSeq and is a predicted model, not a curated record. Gene Ontology annotation, cellular component: nucleus. Gene Ontology annotation, molecular function: histone binding; DNA binding; ATP binding. The transcript is spliced from 11 exons. Lineage: Eukaryota; Fungi; Ascomycota; Pneumocystomycetes; Pneumocystales; Pneumocystaceae.
CGUAAGUUAAGGGCAAAAGGAAGAUUAAAGAAAAAUUGAAUAAAAAAUGAGAGAUGGAAGUUCAGUACCUCUUGGAUUGACUCGGGAGAGCAUUCAGAGCAUGUAUUGGCGAUGGCAAAUGUUGAGGAAUCAAGGUGCAACGGAGGCUACUAAUCUUGAAUUCUCUCAAUUGUCUAUUAUUCUUAAGGCGAUUCAGCAGGCUCAACAUGUUCGCCAUCAGAAUGUGAAACCGGUUCAAUCGACGAGAAAAUCAGAGGAACGAAAGACACCGGAGACGGGGAUGGAUAAAAAAGAAGAAGGACAAGAUACAGAAAAAGAGGAUGUUUUGGCGGGAUUAACACAGAAUACAUUUACGCCGGAACAAUUAACGACGUUGAGGAACCAGAUUUUAGCAUUUAAAUUAAUAUCGAGAAACUUACCGGUACCGGAGAAUAUUCAACAAGCACUUUUUGUGAAAAAACCCUCGGAUUUUUCGGUAUCUCAAACAAACCAAGCUAUUGCGAUGAAUUUUGGUGUUUUAGAAGAGGGAGAAAGUCUUAAUCAAAUAGAAGAUUUAAAAGAAAAAAUACAAGAUUUAGAAUCGAUAGAUAUGGUAGAACGUGAUUCGAUGGGUAUGAAAGGAAAUAAGACAUUAGGGUUAUCUACAUUAUUUAAUCAAGAAGGGAUGCAUCGUAGAAUUUUAAUACCGGGUUUAAUGCCAAGUGGAAUUGAUCCAAAAAAAGUAUCGCAAGAAAGAAAACAAGCGAUUGCACAUCGAAUGGCGAAAAGGAUUUCUGAAUUGGAAAAUUUUCCUGGCACUCUUGAAGAUAUAUAUGUUACGAAUACGGGGAAAAGGAAUCAUAAUUUUGAGAAUUUGAAUCCUUCAAGCAGGUUAAAAUUGAAAGCAUUGAUUGAAUUGAAAUCGUUAAGAUUACUUGAGAAACAAAGAAUAUUACGGGAUGAAAUUAUUUAUUCAAUGGCUCAUUUUAAUACAUUGACGGCAUCCGCUGAUAGAGCGGCGUUUAGAAGAAUGAAAAAGAGGUCUCUUAAAGAAUGCCGUCUUACUGAGGCCUUAGAAAGACAGCAUAGGACGAAUAAAGAGCAAAUACAAAAGCAGAAGCAAGUAAGCUAUCUCCAAGGUAUUUGUUCUCACGGGUAUGAUGUUAUACAACGACAAAGAUCUUUGCAAGCAAAGAUCUUUAAGCUUGGUCGAUCUGUACUUGCGUAUCAUUCGUAUAUUGAAAAGGAGGAAUCUAGGCGAUUGGAACGAACGGCAAAGCAGCGUCUUCAAGCGCUUAAAGCGGAUGAUGAAGAGGCAUACCUUAAAUUGCUUGAUCAAGCGAAAGAUACACGUAUAACUCAUUUGUUAAAGCAAACCAAUGCAUAUUUGGAAUCGCUUGCCCAGGCGGUUAAAGUUCAACAAAAUGAAUUUAGUCAUGAUGACCUUGAUUUAGCGAAUCAAGAUGAUGAUGAUGAUGAUGAUGAUAAAAAGAUCGAUUAUUAUAAUGUUGCUCAUAGGAUAAAAGAAGCCAUUAUUGAACAGCCAUCGUUAUUGCUGGGUGGAAAUUUAAAGGAAUAUCAGCUUAAAGGACUUCAAUGGAUGGUUUCUUUGUAUAAUAAUAGGCUUAAUGGGAUUCUUGCAGAUGAAAUGGGUCUUGGAAAAACGAUUCAAACGAUAUCUCUUAUUGCAUUUCUCAUAGAAAGGAAAAGACAAAACGGACCGUUUUUGGUUAUUGUACCUCUUUCAACGUUGACGAAUUGGACCUUGGAGUUUGAAAAAUGGGCCCCUUCUGUUUCAAAAAUUGUUUAUAAAGGACCACCGCUUAUUCGAAAACAUAUUCAACAUCAAAUUCGACAAGGAAAUUUUCAAGUUCUUCUAACCACAUAUGAAUAUGUUAUAAAGGAUAGGCCUGUACUUGGAAAAAUUAAAUGGGUUUAUAUGAUUGUUGAUGAAGGGCAUCGUAUGAAAAAUACACAGUCUAAACUUAGUUAUACCUUAACCACUUAUUAUUCAUCAAAAUAUCGAUUGAUUCUUACGGGUACACCUUUGCAGAAUAAUCUUCCUGAACUUUGGGCUUUAUUAAAUUUUGUUUUACCAAAAAUUUUUAAUUCAGUAAAAAGUUUUGAUGAAUGGUUCAAUACACCGUUUGCAAAUACAGGUGGUCAAGAUAAAAUAGAAUUGUCUGAAGAAGAGUCUAUUUUGGUUAUUCGUAGAUUACAUAAAGUUUUACGACCAUUUUUGUUGCGACGUCUUAAAAAAGAUGUUGAAUCAGAGUUACCCGAUAAGGUUGAAAGAGUUAUUAAAUGCAAGUUUUCUGCUCUUCAAAGUAAAUUGUAUUCUCAAAUGAGAAGAAAUGGGAUGUUAUACGUUAAUUCUGGGGAAAAAGGUCGUAAAGGUUUGCAAAACAUUGUUAUGCAGCUUCGUAAAAUAUGCAAUCAUCCUUACGUUUUUGAAGAAGUUGAAAAUAUUGUUAACCCGGAAAGAGUUAGUGAUGAUAAUCUUUGGAGAGUUUCAGGCAAAUUCGAGUUUUUAGAUAGAGUUUUGCCAAAGUUUUUUAAAACAGGACAUAGGGUGUUAAUUUUUUUUCAAAUGACUACUAUUAUGAACAUUAUGGAAGAUUAUUUGCAUUUCAAAGGGUAUAAGUACUUACGAUUAGAUGGUUCUACUAAAGCAGAUGAUCGUUCUGCUGCAAUGAAGGAAUUUAAUCAUGAAGACUCUGAUAUUUUUAUAUUUUUAUUGAGUACUCGUGCAGGUGGUUUAGGUCUUAAUUUACAAAGUGCUGACACUGUUAUUAUUUUUGAUUCUGAUUGGAAUCCUCAUCAAGAUCUUCAAGCUCAAGAUCGUGCUCAUCGUAUAGGACAAACAAAAGAAGUACGAAUAUUACGACUGAUUACGGAAAAAUCAGUUGAAGAAAAUAUUUUGGCAAGAGCUCAGUAUAAGCUCGAUAUUGAUGGAAAAGUUAUUCAAGCGGGAAAAUUUGAUAACAAGUCUACUGCAGAAGAAAGGGAAGCUUUUUUGAGAUCUUUGUUGGAAACAGAGAAUGAUGAUAAUGCUGAUGGUGGUGAGGAGAAUGAAACAUUUGACGAUGAUGAAUUGAAUGAAAUAAUUGCUCGAAAUGAUGAAGAGCUUUCUAUUUUUCGUGAAAUGGAUGAAAGAUUACGUUUAGAAUCGCCGUAUGGGCCUGGAAAAAAACUAGAACGUUUAAUGACUGAAGAUGAACUUCCUGAUGUUUAUACAAAAGAAGAAUGUCCUGAGCCGGAUGAAGUAUUAUCUGUAACUGGUAGGGGUGCUCGUGAACGUGUUCAAAUCCAUUAUGACGAUGAUCUUACGGAGGAACAAUGGCUAGAGGCUAUUGAUAAUGAUGAACUUAGUCUUGAAGAGGUAAAGCAGAAAAGGCGUGAAAAGGCUGCGAGACGCUUGGAAAAUAAAUUGAAAAAACGAAAAUUAACGUCUAAUUCAUCAAAUGGUUCUGCUUCAGGAGGCGAUGUAGUUAAACGUAAACGUGGUCGGUUAAGAAUAAAUUCUACUAAUUCUAAUGAUGACGAGCGACGAAAACGUCAAAAAGUUAUUUCUAGUUCUCAAGACAAAUCUCAAAAAACCAAAAACAAAAAUUCUGCUGAUUUAUCAAAUUCAGAUAAAUCUCUAAAAGAUAUAUUUCAAAAAUGCUAUGAUGCUAUUAUUUCAUCUGUGGAUUCUGAAACCAAUCAUUCUAGAUCCGAAAUGUUUUUGGAAUUGCCUAACAAACGAAUUUAUCCAGAUUAUUAUAUAUUGAUAAAAAAUCCUAUUGCCUUAAAUAAAAUAAAGAAACGUCUCGAUAACUCGUAUUAUACUUCACUUGAUGAUUUCAAAGCUGAUUUUCACCAAAUGUUUGAGAAUGCACGAACAUAUAAUGAAGAGGGUUCUAUGAUUUAUGACGAUGCUAAUGCUUUAGAGGAUGUAUUAAAUCGUAGUAUCGAAGAAUUUGCUUCAGAACUUAUGGAUAAACCGUCGAAAAAACCUUCUGCUUCAUCUAAAAAUACUUCCAAUCAUGUAGAUAAUACUACCUCACAAGAUACAACAACUGAUCCUUUAAAUAAUGAUGUUUCUGAUUAAAAUAAAUAUAACUCGUUAAUAUAUCGUUAAAUAUUGAUUUUAUAUG